UUGAUCGGUGAGCUUUUGAAGAUCACAAAGCUUUAUCCCGGGGACGAGCUGGACGAACCCCACGGGCUCUGGGAAUUGUUUUGAGUGGUUCGGAUAAAACAAACACAUGGGAAUCUUCUGGCAUUAUGGAUCGAGCUGUACACAUGCUGUCUGAUCUUCACUGGAUUUAAUAGCGUAAAACAUUUUGGAAUAUAACGCGGAGAGGGUAUCGUAGUCUACAUGCUCGUUUGGAGAACAUUCAGGUAACAUCUACAUAAGUGCAGUACAGGAGGUGUGUGCCCUCUGUGCCAGCGAUGGGGUGGCGAGAACUGACGAUUGACCUGCUGCUGCUACUGCUGCUGGUGGCAUCCCAUCUGGAGGCUGUGAGCUUUCCUGAGGACAACAUCCCUUUAGACGUUGUGGACCAACACUAUGCACGACAGUACCCCGUGUUUCGUGGACGUCCCUCUGGCAACGAAUCUCAGCACAGACUGGACUUUCAGCUCAUGACCAAGAUACACGAUACGCUUUUCAUCGCGGGCAGGGACCAGGUGUAUUUAGUGAGUCUGAGAGAGUCCUACAGGAACGAGAUUAUUCCAUACAGGAAGCUGACGUGGCGGUCGGGACAGGCGGACAGGGAAACGUGCGCCAUGAAGGGAAAGCACAGAGACGAGUGCCAUAAUUUCAUUAAAGUCCUGGUUCCAAGAAACGAUGAUCUUGUGUUCAUCUGCGGAACAAAUGGUUUCAACCCCAUGUGCCGUUACUACAGGUUGGAUAACUUGGAGUUUGAUGGGGAAGAGAUCAGCGGUUUGGCCCGAUGCCCGUUUGACGCCAAGCAGACGAACGUUGCCCUGUUUGCUGAUGGUAAGCUGUACUCAGCAACAGUGGCAGACUUCCUGGCCAGCGAUGCUGUGAUUUACCGCAGCAUGGGAGAUGGUUCUGCCCUUCGCACCAUCAAGUAUGACUCCAAGUGGUUAAAAGAGCCACACUUUCUCCAUGCCGUGGAUUAUGGGGAUUUUGUUUACUUUUUUUUCAGAGAAAUCGCAGCCGAGCACAACAACUUGGGAAAGGCGGUUUACUCCAGAGUGGCUCGGAUCUGUAAAAAUGACAUGGGAGGGUCUCAGCGGGUGCUGGAAAAACACUGGACAUCUUUUGUUAAGGCUCGCCUGAACUGUUCCGUUCCUGGAGAAUCGUUUUUCUACUUUGACGUCCUUCAGGCUAUUACGGACAUCAUCAACAUUAAUGGGGUGCCUUCUGUGGUUGGAGUUUUCACCACCCAGUUGAACAGUAUCCCUGGCUCUGCGGUGUGUGCGUUCUCCAUGGCAGACAUCGAGAAAGCAUUCCGUGGCCGUUUCAAAGAGCAAAAGACGCCAGAUUCAGUGUGGACACCAUUUCCAGAGGAGAAGCUGCCCAAGCCCAGACCCGGCUGCUGUGCGGGACACGGUUCAGCAGAGUCUUACAAAACCUCCAUCGAGUUUCCAGACGAGACCCUUCAGUUCAUCAAGUCACACCCACUCAUGGACGCCUCAGUCCCCUCCAUUGGAGACGAACCGUGGUUCACCAAAACAAGAGUCAGGUACAGGCUCACGGCACUCGCCGUUGAUAACAGCGCAGGACCCCACAAGAAUUACACAGUGGUUUUCAUUGGCUCUGAGGCAGGCAUCGUGCUAAAAGUUCUGGCCAAGACAUCCCCACUGUCUUUGAAUGACAGCGUCCUACUGGAGGAGAUUGACGUUUUCAACCAAGCCAAGUGUUUAUCCAGCAAUGAGGACGAUCGGCGAAUUCUGUCUUUCCACCUAGAUAAAGACACCCACACACUCUAUGUGGCCUUUUCCAGCUGUGUGGUCAGAAUACCACUCAGCCGCUGUGAACGACACAGUUCCUGUCAAAAGUCUUGCAUUGCUUCUAGAGACCCAUACUGUGGCUGGAUGUCACAUGGAGCUUGUGAGCGUAUUCCUGCAGCUAUGCAAACUGGUUAUGAGCAAGAUGUUGAAUAUGGCAACACAGCUCACCUCGGCGAUUGUCAUGAAUUUUUGGCCACUACAUCAGCGCCAGAUUUCAAAUCAUAUGGCGACCCAACCUCUGACAUGGAGUUGCCAUCAUCGUCAGUCACAGUGCCCGCGACCUCUGAACCCAUACAAUCACCCCAAACCAUCCCCACUCAGAUACCCCAACUCUUUGGCUCACGGAAAUUUGUGCUCCAUGAUGACCCAGCCACUUCACAUUCUGUUGAGCAUAUACCAGGUGUGCUGGAGGGUGUGUGGGAAAUACAAGCAGGUGAAUCUAACCAGAUGGUGCACAUGAAUAUCCUUAUCUCCUGUGUGUUAGCUGCAUUUCUGCUUGGUGCAUUCAUCGCUGGCAUGGUCGUUUACUGCUAUAGAGAUGCCUUCCUUCGCACUCCACGCAAGAUCCAAAAAGAUGCAGAGUCAGCACAGUCUUGCACUGAUUCCACUGGUAGCUUUGCCAAGCUUAACGGUCUGUUCGACAGUCCUGUGAAAGAGUACCAACCAACUAUGGAUACUCCCAAACUUUACACCAACCUGUUGAGCAAUGGGAGGGAGGUGCCAACCACCGGAGACACAAAGACGAUGCUCCUGAGUGGACAGCCACCAGAACUAGCAGCACUGCCUACACCCGAGUCCACACCUGUGCUUCAACAGAAGAGCCUUCAGCCAAUUAAAAACCAAUGGGAGAGAGCUCAUGGAAAGAUAAGUGGCUCCCGCAAAGAUGGGCCACCCAACAGCCCGCAGUACCUUCCCUCCAGUCCCCCUCCCCAUUCUACCAUCAGCAACCCCCAAAUCCCCAGUGCCGUGGUACUGCCCAAUGCCACACAUGAGAACAAGGCAUCCUUCAGUACUCCUGAAGGGCCUCAAGCAGAAAAGAAGAUCCAGAAUAGUGAUCAACAUGGUUCCAAAUCUGGCCGUAAAGACCAGCGGCGCACUGUGGAUGCCAGGAACACGCUGAAUGACCUCUUGAAGCAUCUGAAUGAUAGCAACCCAAAGGCCAUCAUGGUGGAGAUGCCCAAAUCCCGACAGCACCUGAUGCUGGAACCCAUUGUAAGCCCAACAGAGAUUCCCCCCAAAGUCCCAAGCCGAGAGGCCUCCUUGUACUCUCCCUCUUCCUCUCUGCCCAGGAAUAGUCCGACCAAGAGACUGGAUGUCCCGACUACACCAACAUCGCCCACAGGGCAGAUGGGAACUCUCGAGAGACAACGGUAUCACCGUAGCUCAUCCCAGCGACACUCCAUAUCCUCGCCGCCCAAAGGGCUGCACUCACCUAGCGGGGCCAUAGUGUCCCGGCAACCUAAUAUGAACAGGGGUGGGUACAUGCCCCCAACUCCUACCCCACCCACUAGACUAGACUCUCACGGGGUACCAAUGGCUAUGACACCUUCUGUAUCCCGGCAGAGCAGCUACAGUGGUCAUGGAUCUUUACCACGAACGUCCAUCAAACGGACACCAUCGUUAAAGCCCGAUGUGCCCCCCAAACCCAAUGGUUUUGCACCACAGACUGCACAAAUGAGGGCAGUGAACAAGUAUAGCUACUGAAAUGCUUAGCAGGAUCUUACUCGAUGAAUGGACAGUGGGAGUAAAUGCGUUUGGCCCACAGAGAUAUGGCGUGCCAGUCUGCGUUCCCUAUGAAGGGAAAUGAAUUGGAUGGCAGAGCUUCUGUUUCGGGUAGUUGUGCCUGGUUCUCAAUGACGUUGUCCUGUCACGCUUCAGUGGCAGGUGACGAAUUCUGAUCUUUAAGGCGGCAGGGACGCCUGAGGUCAUGGGUCACAGCUGACAUGCAGCAUAAAGCAGCUGCGUAGUUGCUGCGGCGAUGGGGCAGCGUAUGCUCCCCUAUGCACUGUUCUCCCCGUCAAUGUGAACUGUUUUUGUUAGACUGUUUGGAAAAUAUGAUAUUCUUGCUUGGAUAUCGCUCCAGAAGACAGGCAGAGUGAAAGGGACAAGUUGCGUGUCUGUGUUUGAUUAGUCUCUGGGGCAAACCAGUGUGCAUUCAUUGACCAUGUUUUUUUUUCAGUAAACUGAGAACAAGCUUGAGUCAUCGCUGUCAUAAAACUAAAUCCCAUUUAUGGUGCAUUAACAUCAGAUGUGUUUGGACACAGAAUCCAGACAUUAAUUAAUCAUUUCUGUGUGCAAAAGAAAUGUCCAAGGCUCCUGCUUGGACUACUGAUUUUAAAACUCACAGGGUAAAAGUACCCUCAACAUUUGUGCUGCUAAGUGUAGACGAUGACAAUGUUUAACAGACUCCAGUGUGCAUUCUAUGCAGCGGUUCUGUGUGCCAAGCUGCGUCAAGCUUUUAAACCCACAGGCUCAGCACAGGAUCACACUGGUAAAAUGUACAAUGUUCUCUUUGGUCAUUUUUAGUUCCAGAAAAUCACUGGGAAUCCUGUAAUCCCAUAAAGUCAACUUUCAACUAUGACGUAAGGCAGAUCAUUGAUCAACCUCUCUCCUUUCCUACAUGCCAAGCAAGCACUGCUGUUGGGUCUGUGAAGUUCAAGACAAUUUUUGUCUCCUUUUACAUUCUUGAAUUCUUACAUUCUUUGCAGUUUACACCAUUUCAGAGAGCUUGCUUUUUGGUUCCUGGGCAAAGUAUUACAUAAAACUGCAAACAGCACAUUCGUUACUAUAAACCACUACUCAACUCUGUGGUAAAACCCAACCUCAGCUCCAUACUAGACCCUAUCUGAGAGUUGCGCUUCACUUUGCUUGUUUAAAAGAACAGAGGCCUCAUUUGCAUACUCACUAUAAGUGUACAAUCACUGCAAUACCUACCAGUGUGUCUUGCAGAGUCGUGCCAGUGAUAGCGUUAUUGUAAAUAUACAACUAUUUAAGUGUGGACAUUUUCAAGGCAAGUUUACCUGGAUCCUUGUAUUUGUGUGCCUUAUUAAAGUCAUGAGAGCGCAGUUUGGUUUGGGACAUUUCACUAUCAUCAGACAAAUAAUUUUUGGUUGGAUAUGAGCAGGGAGGCUACCUAAGGGUGAAAUUUUAGGAAUCGAUCAUUGCAAAACCCAUAAUGAUUGUCCAGUAAUUUGAAAAAUUGGAGUGGGGGCAGGUGCAUCCCCUCAAUAUUUGCAGUGGCUACGGCCCUGGAUGGGCAGACCAUGAUAUGGUUGGACCUUCCGAAUGACCUUUCUUUUAGAGAAAUGAGAUUUAGAAAAAAAGAUUAUAAUAAUUACUUGGCCAUUUUCUUAUUGCCAUUUUAUUUUUAUGCAUUUCUGGAAGGUGCUAAUUUGCGAUGAUGAGAUGCCAUGCAAUGAAUGUAUUAUGAAUCUAAAAUGUAUAUCACCUAACUCACAAUAUUUCACAACAUUUAAUGGGGUCAAAUCGAGAUGUGCUUUUAUAGUGGGUAAUCUACGAUUAGAGACUCACAUUUUUUUUAAUAACUUGUGAAUUUCAGCAUAUUGAGGGGAAACUUGCCUGUUCAAUCCCAAAGCUUCAUGUUUGUUUACAUGUUCUGAUUGUAUUAGAGCAGCUGAGCAGAGGCUGGUGCAUCAUCACCUGCUAAAGAUCAGUUUUAUUAAAGGAGAGAGAGUUGAUCCUGUGCUCUGGUUCAAGUUGUCCUGUGUUGAGCUGCCUUGUAUAUUGCAAUAUAAAUCUGCAAUCUGACUUCAAGCCUUUACUGUUCAGUCAAUACUCUACGUGCAAAGAAACCAGACUGGUCUACCUUUUAUUUUUAAUACUGUGCAAACAUUGGCAGUUGAAAUACAGCUUUUCCUUUCUGGAAUAUUUUAAUGUGUAGAUAUUGUAAAGCUGUACUGUGAAAGUGUAAAUAAUUACAGUCAUUGUUUAAGAAUAUUUUUGUUGACUUUUUUUAACACGGCAUGUAUAGUUGAAAUAAAAUAUUACUGCACAGAAAAUGAUUUCUUUCCUUCUUUGAUAAUAAAGAAUCAAAUCCCUGAUGGCAAACUUGUCGUGACUGCACU
Molecule: messenger RNA, 5908 nt
Organism: Onychostoma macrolepis
Lineage: Eukaryota; Metazoa; Chordata; Actinopteri; Cypriniformes; Cyprinidae
Gene: sema6d
Product: sema domain, transmembrane domain (TM), and cytoplasmic domain, (semaphorin) 6D, like
Exons: 19
Coding region: 294-3527 (1077 amino acids)
Biological process (GO): semaphorin-plexin signaling pathway; axon guidance; negative chemotaxis
Molecular function (GO): chemorepellent activity; semaphorin receptor binding
Source: RefSeq, a predicted model, not a curated record